Molecule: messenger RNA, 1445 nt
Organism: Durio zibethinus
Lineage: Eukaryota; Viridiplantae; Streptophyta; Magnoliopsida; Malvales; Malvaceae
Product: COP9 signalosome complex subunit 6a-like
Biological process (GO): protein deneddylation
Cellular component (GO): COP9 signalosome
Molecular function (GO): metallopeptidase activity; protein binding
Source: RefSeq, a predicted model, not a curated record
CAGAGACCAAAAAAAAAAAAAAUCGAAAAUCGGCAACUACUAAAAAAUAAACUAAAAAAAAUCGCAGGAAUCGUAGAAAGUCGAAAGACUAUCAGAACCCCGAAUCAUCCUCUCGUAAAAUCAAAUUCAAAAAGCUAAGAAUGGCAUCAUCGUCAAGCAGCGGCCUCACCUUCAAGCUGCAUGCGCUGGUAAUCGUAAACAUAUCGGACCACUACACUCGGGUGAAGUCCCAGAUGAACCCUCCACUCACAUCCACCUCUUCCACCUCCACCGUCAAUAAUAACAGCAGCAACGGCAUGGAACACCAUCAGCAAGCUCCUCGAGUCUACGGUUGCGUUAUAGGGGUCCAGAGGGGUCGCACCGUCGAGAUCUUCAACAGCUUCGAGCUUCUCUGCGAUCCCUCCACCCACUCCCUCGACCGCUCCUUCCUCGAGAAGAAGCAAGAGCUCUAUAAGAAGGUUUUCCCUCACUUUUAUAUACUUGGAUGGUACUCCACUGGGAGCGAUGCCGAGGAAUCCGAUAUGCACAUCCAUAAGGCCUUGAUGGAUAUUAAUGAAAGCCCUCUCUAUGUGCUUCUUAAUCCUGCAAUCAAUCAUGCCCAAAAGGAUCUUCCAGUCACCAUUUAUGAAAGUGAGCUGCACGUCAUAGAUGGGAUUCCACAGCUUAUUUUUGUUCGCUCAAGCUACACAAUUGAGACGGUUGAAGCAGAGAGGAUAUCUGUGGAUCAUGUCGCCCAUCUAAAGCCAUCUGAUGGAGGGUCAGCAGCAACUCAAUUAGCUGCUCAUCUUACUGGUAUACAUAGUGCCAUCAAGAUGUUGAAUAGCAGAAUCAGGGUGCUUCAUCACUAUCUUGUUGGAAUGCAAAAAGGUGACAUUCCUUGUGAAAAUUCACUAUUAAGGCAAGUAUCAAGCCUCCUCCGAAGGUUACCUGCCAUUGAAUCAGAAAAAUUUCAAGAUGACUUUCUGAUGGAAUAUAAUGACACUUUAUUGAUUACUUAUCUUGCAAUGUUCACUAACUGUUCAAGCAAAAUGAAUGAGGUAGUUGACAAAUUCAACACUGCAUAUGAUAGACACAGUCGAAGGGGUGGACGGACUGCUUUCAUCUGAAUGUUGCUAACUUGAUGACUAUUUUGGGCCCUUUUCUUUGUGCACAGCACUUGGAUGCUUAGGAGUUAUGUUGGGAAGGGGUUGCUAGACAAAUAGAUAUGAAAAUUAGAUGUUAUCACUUUUGUUGUUAUUAUUUAUUACUGGUUUGGAUUUUUGAGCGGAGAGAUUGGUGAUGCUGUUUCUGUUUGUGGUGAUUUAAGGUGUAAGGGAAUUUAAUUAGUUCCAGCACUUAAUCUAAUAUUUCUAUUAUAUUACAAAGAUAUUUUAUAUUAUCAGAUACAUGAUAUCUGAUAAGAUUUGCCAUGUACACUUACACUAUAUUUUUAAUUAACUUGCAAC